This is a messenger RNA of Phanerochaete carnosa HHB-10118-sp, 1158 nucleotides long. RefSeq lists its product as uncharacterized. The transcript is spliced from 4 exons. NCBI's taxonomy places the organism in Eukaryota, Fungi, Basidiomycota, Agaricomycetes, Polyporales, Phanerochaetaceae. The record is from RefSeq and is a predicted model, not a curated record. The coding region runs from base 76 to 897 and encodes 273 amino acids.
CCUCCCCCUUCGUCCCAGGAGUCGAGAGCCCCUUUUCUGUCCUAACGAAUCUCUUUGCGCAAAUCCGUCGCCAUCAUGGCAUACAGCUGGACAGAUAACAUCCUACUCAAGCUUGCAAAUGUCUUAGUUUACUUCUUGUUCCUGGGCUCCAACGUUUAUACCGUUGCCGGCCCAAAUGACAUCUACUACACCGGCAAGGACACUUAUAUUACUCCCGCACCAUGGGCAUUCCUCAUCUGGUCCCUCAUCCACCUCUUACUCCUCGGCACCAUCAUCUACCAAUUCACUGAAAACGGUCACCGCACCGUCGUCGACGGCAUCUCAUGGCGCUUCCCUCUACUCGCCGUUCUCAACAUCGUCUACGUAAACUUGUGGUCGACUUCUCAUUAUAUCAUUGCCUUCAUCUUCGCGCUCCUCGUCUCUUCGACUGUGACACACAUCUACUACAUCGUCAAGAAGUAUCACGAGCCCGCUAGCGUCUCUGAUGAGCUCUUCGUCCACCUUCCCUUCUCCCUCUACCACGGUUGGACCACUGUCCUUGUCGUGCUCUCCGCCUUCACUGCCUUCGGCACUGACCUACACUACUACCACGCCGGUAUUUGGACCAAGGUUUUCGUCUUCCUUGCGUUCCUCUUCCUUGAGUCCACCGCUGCCACCUACGCCUUCACCUCUCCGGAGGGCGACCUUCCAGCCGGCAUUGCCAUUGCUUGGUACCUCUGGGCUACCUUCGUUCACCAGACGCACGACAUGUUCGUCCACUGGAGCGCUCUCGCUUUCGCCAUCCUCGCUACCCUUUUCGUUGGCAAGGCUGUCAUUGCUCUCGGUAUCAAGAUCUCUCGCGGUGGAGGACAAAUCUCCCUUGACGAGGAGCGCGCUCCUCUCGUCGGCGGCAACUAAGGUGCACCAGGAAGGUUCCGCAGUGUCGGGUCUAUGGUAGCCAUGCGAGAGGUCUUCGCGGCUGUACCCAUCUCAAGAAGCUCGACGUGCGGAUGUCACGUUCAUGACGGAUGCUUGUUAUGAAAUUGGCACGGACACACGGAAUGAAUCACACACAUGCUUUCCUCAUUGCUCCAUCAGUACUUAGCUAUUGUUCGGUAUCUGUAUAUUAGCCUCGAAGCUUCAUUUGCAAUCAUAGUUGUCGAUUAGGUUUGCACUCUC